AUUUUCUUCCUUUUUUAACAACUUUUAAAAACAUUUUAAGACAAAACAAACUUUUUUUCUCAUUUAACUAAAACAUAUUUAAAUUAGCGCCCAAAACUCCUGACUCAGUCCAGAACCUCUGACCCAGGAGGUGGACCCACGGUGGACUGGGUCAGAACCUCUGACCCAGACCAGAACCUCUGACCCAGUCCUCAUCUCUUUCUUCCCACCCUCCUGUUCCUGGUCUUUAAUUCACUCGAACCUGAUUUAAGGUAGAAAUUGACUCCUAACUCAAGGGAUGAUCCAGAACCAACCAUGUUUUUAUCAUUUUAAGUGUCGCCGAUUUCUCUGUUAAUAGGAACGUUUAACAGAGGAAAGCUGCUGUUUCCGUCGGACCUUUUUAAAGGCGGACACAACAAACUCCCUCCUUUCUCUUCUCUUUAAGUUUAGAUUAAAGUUUUUAAAGUCAAUAUGAAGUUUCGGGGGAAAAUCAUCGACGUCGCCUGUUUAAACCACUUUAGUCGAGUGAUCACCACCAUCUCUAAGCUGACCAAGACGUGCGUCAUGCGGCUGACGCCAGACAACCUGUUCUUUGUUCUGUCCGGUAAAGUGACCAACGGGGGGGUCAGCAUGUGGUGUGAGCUGCAUCAGGCCAACUUCUUCGAUGAGUUCCAGAUGGAGGGCGUGUCCUCGGAGUUUAAUGAGAUCUGCUUGGAGGUGACGCCAGAAAACCUGUCCAGAGCCCUGAAGACGGUCCAGAACGCCAAGUCGGUCAAAGUCAAGCUGACCAAGAAGCACUGUCCCUGUCUGACUGUCGCCGCCGAGCUGCCCUCCCUGUCCAGCAACAGUCGGGUCGUUACCCACGACGUUCCGGUUGAAGUCGUUCCCCGGAGUCUCUGGCACGAGUUUAAAGAACCAAGCAUGCCGGACUUCGACGUGAGCAUCUACCUGCCGCCUCUGAAGACCAUGAAGAACGUCGUCGACAGGAUGAAGAACCUCUCCAACUUCCUGGUGAUGGAGGCCAAUCUGAGCGGAGAGAUGAACCUGAAGAUCGAGACCGACCUGGUUUCUGUCACCACUCACUUCAAAGACCUGGGGAACCCUUCAUGGGGAGACGCCGCGUCGCAGGAUGGCGGCGCGUCUCAGAGCAGGGACCCAGAGGCCAUGGCGGAGGUCCGGGUGGACAUCAGGAAGCUGCAGCAGUUCCUCGUGGGUCAGCAGGUCAACCCCAGCAAAGCCAUGUGCAACAUCGUCCAUCAGAGCGUGGUCCACCUGAUCCUGCUGCACGAUGACGUCUCUCUGCAGUAUUUCAUUCCUGCUGUGGCCUGAAGCUCCUGCAGGCUUCUGUGGAGUUUCAGUUGGGAGACAAAAACCGGCUGGAACCGGUUUCUCUGAGCUGGUCCUGUUGGUGACGUGAAGAGCCAAUCAGCAGACAGGAAUGGCUCUCCGUGGGUUUUCUGUGUUUAAUAGUAAUUCCGAUUCCUGCCGAGAUGACGGGAAAACUCACAUUUACACGAGUUUGUUGGAUCAACGUCUGAUUAAAUAAAACUUGUUUACAGUUU
Molecule: messenger RNA, 1541 nt
Organism: Nothobranchius furzeri (turquoise killifish)
Lineage: Eukaryota; Metazoa; Chordata; Actinopteri; Cyprinodontiformes; Nothobranchiidae
Gene: hus1
Product: HUS1 checkpoint clamp component
Biological process (GO): mitotic DNA replication checkpoint signaling; nucleotide-excision repair; telomere maintenance
Cellular component (GO): checkpoint clamp complex; nucleolus; site of double-strand break
Source: RefSeq, a predicted model, not a curated record